Candidozyma haemuli is the source of this 1938-nucleotide messenger RNA. RefSeq names its product ATP-dependent RNA helicase (gene MSS116). Bases 1 to 1938 code for a protein of 645 amino acids. Gene Ontology annotation, cellular component: mitochondrion. Gene Ontology annotation, molecular function: nucleic acid binding; ATP binding. The transcript has 2 exons. The record is from RefSeq and is a predicted model, not a curated record. Lineage: Eukaryota; Fungi; Ascomycota; Pichiomycetes; Serinales; Metschnikowiaceae.
AUGUCUCAUCGCCGUGACAUAGCCAACGAUGCCAGAAUAAUAGAAGGCAAACCCAAGCAUGCUCCUUAUUCAACGAAGUAUUGGAGCCUCCCUCAGGGCAGUGUCUCUUUGCCUACGGCAAGGGCAUUUUCGGUUUCCACAAAAGCUUUCAACCGUUAUAAGCAAAUCGAGAGUGCUCAUAGAUCUCCAGAGCUUUUGGCCCUUAAUAAGGAGGACAUCACCAUCGAUACUCUCAGCCAAGUGAAAGCUUUCGAGCCCAAGAUUGUCAAGGCUUUCAAGAAGCUUGGCUAUGAGCUGUUCACGCCCGUUCAGGCUCGUUCGAUCGUGCCUAUGAUGACCGAAGAGAACGGUGUGGUCUGCAGAGCCAAGACAGGUACUGGUAAGACCAUGGCAUUUGUGAUUCCUACGCUUCAGACUACUUUGGACUACUCUUUUGAAAACAAGGGUGGCCGUGGAAAGGUCCACACCUUGGUUAUUGCUCCAACCAGAGAUUUGGCUAUGCAGAUUAAGGCAGAGUACCAUAAGCUCUUGGAUAAUGAAAGAGGCUUGAGGACCAGAGUGCAGCUUUGUAUUGGUGGUACUAGUGAUAGAAUCAUCAGCGCUCCAGGUAUUGUUAUUGCAACUCCUGGUCGUUUGGAGGCCAACUUGAGAAACCCAUCGUUUGCUUCCCUUUUCUCUGACUUGAAGUACAGAGUCUACGAUGAGGCUGACCGUUUGUUGGAUCAAGGUUUCGAAGAGAGUUUGAUGAACAUUGACGAUAUGCUUAGAGACGCCAGAGAAGGUGGUCUCCAUAAAGCCACCAAGAUGAGAUCCGUUCUUUUCUCUGCAACUGUUGAUGAGAGAGUCGACCUGUUCGCCAAAGCUACCAUGGGUGAGGACUACCGUUACAUCAACUGUGUGUCUAAGGAUGAGCAAGAGGCUCACGAGAACAUCAACCAGACUUUGAUCAAAACCAAGAACAACUACGAGUCCCACGUUGCUGCUUUUGCUGAUAUGUUCCGUAACUUGAAGGAGAAGCCAGGCUACAAGGCUAUCAUGUUCGUUCCCACCGUCAGUGGAACUGACUUCUUGUACAACAUCUUGCGUGGCGGUGCUAGCGCUGGAUUUGUUGACAGACGUACUCUCAGAAACCUGAGCUUGUUGAAACUCCACGGUAAGCUUUCUCAAGGUAGAAGAAACAAGUCAACUGAGGAGUUCAGAAACUGCAAGAGCGGUAUUUUGAUUUGUACAGAUGUUGCUGCCAGAGGAAUGGACUUCAAGAAUGUUACUGAUGUUAUCCAGAUUUGCCCAAGUUCUGAGAUUGCUGACUACGUCCACAAGGUUGGUAGAACAGCCAGAGCUGGUACAUCCGGUAACGCUACGCUUUACUUAUCCGAGUAUGAACUUCCAUACGCUCAAGCUUUGCGCCACUCAAGAGGUAUUAAUUUCUCCACUGAGGUGGACUACGAAAAUAUGACUGAGGACGUUGCUUUAUUCGAAAAGAUCAACCUUUAUGAGGCAGACAUUGAGGAUUAUGUUAAGAGUUACCUCGGUUUCGCCCGUGGUGCCUGUGCUCCAUACAACUUGAACAAGCAAGCAAUGGUCUCCAAUGUGGCUAACUUGUACAGAUCAUUCUUGCAGGAUCCCGCUGCUAAGAUCCAUAUGUCCUCAAAGACCUUCUUGCAAAUGGGUCUCAGGGAUCCUAGAGGCGAAUUCUUUGACAUUCCAGGUGGUAUUCCUAACCAAAGAAGUGACUCUAGAGGUAGCAAGGGCGGCUUCCGUGGUGGUUAUGGCAGAAACCAAAGAACCGACAGACAUAGAUCUGACAGACAUGGAUCUGACGGGUACAGAUCAGGCGGUCAGAAAUAUGGUGGUUACAAAUCUGAUAGAUACAGCGACCGUUUCGACAGUCGUCGUAACGACAGAAACUCGAAGAGAACCUUCGACUCAAGAUAUUAG